AUGGGCGGGCCGCUAGGCGCCAUCAUUGGCCGCUACCCCUCGGCCACCACCACCGGCGCGGGCGGAGAGGACGCCGAGCAGCUGGGCGGCCGCGGCGGGGACAGCAGCAGCAACCUGGGCAUCAUACGGCACGACCGCCGGUGCCGCGACCUGGCCUUCCUCGUCCUCUUCGCCGCCUUCUGGGUCGCCAUGAUCGUCAACUCCAGCUUCGGCUUCAACCAGGGCAACCCCCUCAGGCUGACAUACGAGCUGGACUACAAAGGCAACGUCUGCGGCGACAGGCACGGCGACCCGGACGUGCACGAGCUCGAGGUCAGGUACUGGAUGGACCCCAACCAGGUGUACCAGAGCGGGGUCAAGAGCAGCAAGGUUAACCUGGCUGACGCUAAAGCCAUCUGCCUCAUGGAGUGCCCCACACCGUCCUCGGAUACACUCAACUUCGUUUGCGAUUAUCCGGAAGGGGAUAUAAAGCUCUCCGUUGACGACUGGAUCAACAGGGACUAUGAUUACUUUGAGUUUCUCACGCCAGACAUGAGGAACAGCUCCCUUCAGCUUCAGGGUCCGUGCUACCCCGUCAUAUUCCCAAGCGUGAAUGUUUACUGGAGCUGCCAAUAUAUUGCCCGGGCAUCCAAUGCUUCUUUGAACAAAUGGCUGGCGAUGGGUGGUGCAAAAAUUGAAGAAAAUAUGCUUAUUGAUAAAACAAUCCACAAGGCCAUCGAUGCAAGAUCUGCAGUCCUCAAGAGGUAUGUUGCAGACAUUGGGAAGUCCUGGCCUGUCUUAAUCGUGUGUGGUGGACUUCUUCCUCUUUUCUUGUCAGUGAUCUGGUUGCUGAUGAUUCGCUACUUUGUUGCUGCCAUGACGUGGAUAACAGUGGUGCUCUUCAAUGCCCUUGUAAUAUCUGUUACUAUGUUCUGUUACAUCAAAGCUGGUUGGAUUGGAAAUGACCCCUUAACAGUUGUUAUUGGAGAAAGUGAUCCAUAUGUCCACAUAAGCGGGCGGGAAAUAAGCCACCUCCAUGCUGCUACAGUGCUGAUGACAGUAAUAAUGAUCAUUGCUUUCCUGUCCUCAAUAGCUAUUGUCAGGCGUAUACUGUUCGCCACACCUGUCCUAAAGGUUGCUGCUAAGGUCAUUGGUGAAGUCCAGGCAUUGAUAAUUUUUCCGGUUGUGCCCUACUUCAUCCUCGCUAUCUUCUACAUGUUCUGGUUCUCCGCCAUGCUCCAUCUCUUCAGCUCAGGUCAAGUUCUCCGAAACGACUGCAGCACGGAUUGUUGCACGUACGAUCUGAAGCUCAGCAAAGUAAACUGUGACAACUGUUGUGGGUACAGCAUCCAUUACACCCCACACAUUGGCAUUGCCAUUCUCUUCCACUUAUUCGGCUGUUACUGGGCGACUCAGUUCUUUAUGGCGUGUUCUUCAACUGUGGUUGCUGGAUCAGUUGCUUCGUACUACUGGGCCCGUGGCGAAAUAUCUCACGAGAUACCAUUUUUUAGCGUCGUCUCUUCGCUCAAGCGGCUGCUGCGGUACAACCUUGGGUCUGCUGCGAUAGGUUCGCUUGUUGUAUCUGCUGUUGAGUGGGUGCGGUUUAUACUAGAAUGCCUCCGCCGCAAGUUGAAGCUAGUUGAUUCUGCUCGGGAGAGCUGCUGUGGGAAAGUGACAUCGUCCUCAUCUCAAUGCUGCCUCGGCUGCAUAGACUGGACCCUCAUGUCUGUAAACCGAAAUGCCUAUAUAAUGAUUGCCAUUACUGGGAAAGGUUUCUUCAAAGCCUCCGUGCUAGCGACAGGUCUAAUAAUGAACAACAUACUGCGCAUCGGAAAAGUCAAUGUUAUCGGAGACGUGAUCCUCUUCCUGGGGAAACUGUGCGUGAGCUUAUUCUGCGCUCUCUUCGCGUUCCUCAUGCUGGACACUCACAAGUACAAGUCUGCGCACAACAAGAUAUCGUCCCCGCUGGUUCCUGUGAUUGUAACGUGGGCCCUCGGUUACACGGUGGCCAAGCUGUUCUUUGCGGUUGUCGAGAUGUCCAUCGACACAAUAAUCCUCUCGUUCUGCCAGGACGCCGAGGAGCACCAGGGGACCGCGCAGUACGCGCCGCCUCUUCUCAUGGAAACGUUGGACGAGCAGAGCGAGCUGCAAAGACUAACUCAAGGGCCUUGAAUUCCUCUCUGUUAAAACUAGAGCUAAAAUGGUAGUAGUGCAGUAGAAAAUUGAUCAUUGCAUUUCAAAAAAAAAAAAAAUCACUGGUCCUCUUUCAUGAUCUUGGCUUGCCGAUCUCAUGUAGUCUUUUGGAGUAUGAGCCAUCUGGGUUAAUUUGUUGACCUGAUAGGUGAGUAUUAGGCUCCUUAUCUAGUGUGUGUGUGUGCGCGCCUGGCUAAUGCAUUGUUUAGUGAAGUCAACUGGAAGCUUGGAAUCCAUGGCAAUUACCUGUGCUGAUGAGUUAUUCUGUUCCUUA
Molecule: messenger RNA, 2446 nt
Organism: Lolium rigidum
Lineage: Eukaryota; Viridiplantae; Streptophyta; Magnoliopsida; Poales; Poaceae
Product: choline transporter protein 1-like
Exons: 10
Coding region: 1-2151 (716 amino acids)
Biological process (GO): transmembrane transport
Cellular component (GO): membrane
Molecular function (GO): transmembrane transporter activity
Source: RefSeq, a predicted model, not a curated record